Callithrix jacchus (white-tufted-ear marmoset) is the source of this 1651-nucleotide messenger RNA. The record is from RefSeq and is a predicted model, not a curated record. NCBI's taxonomy places the organism in Eukaryota, Metazoa, Chordata, Mammalia, Primates, Cebidae.
AUGUGUGAUCUGGAUAGGAUCCUGCACCAGAUAAAGGACACCUGUGGGACAAGUGACAAAAUCCAAAAUUCCCGGGAUGUCCGCGGGGCAGGUUCGCUCCACUUUCGCGGCGUGUCCCGGGAAGAGGCUGCGCUGGCCGGGGAAAGCCAGGGAGGAAUUCGGGUCCGAGCGACUCCUGGAACCUUGGGCCCCUCCCUGACCCGUGGUGGCCGGUGUAGCCCUUGUUCGAACCCCCGUCCCCGUCGCUCCCGGGCUGUGAUUCCACCUCCGCGCCUGUCCCGGGAGCGCACCGGAGGAAACAUAGCUCCCGAAGUGCUCCAGCCGUCAGGUCCUGGGGAAGAGGGAGCGCACUGGGAGCUGAGGGGGACCCGGCACUCCACAGGUACAGUGAGGCCGCGCCCCUGGCCCAUCCGCUGCCGGGCCGGCCCCUCGGCCCUGCGCGGCCAGCCUCGCCCCGCAGUCCUAAGUUCCUUCAGCUGUGGCCUACGAGACUCAAGGCUGGCGCGCCCCCGUCGCGGGCCCCGCACUCACCCUCUCCCAGCAGGAGCGGGAGCAGCCGGCGACCGACGCAGCGCGCCCGGCGCCUGCAGCCCGGAGCACCAAGACUACAUUUCCCACAAGGCUGCGGGCCGCAGAACGGUUCGGCCGUCGGAGUGCGCAAGCGCAGGGGCCCCCACAGGGCGAGGCUGUGGCAGUGACCAGCGGCAGUGGUCCACCGUGUGGCCGCUGCGCAGGCCGUCGGUUUCCAGGCGGGACGCGGGGUUCCCAGGCGGCCGCCUUACCCGGGCUAGAUGUCCCCCUUUGGAGCAUGUCGACGUCCACCCCAUGGGAAGAAGGGACGGCCUUGGGGGAAAGCAUGAGCACAGUCCCCCACUAUCAUAGAUUAUGCAGUUGAGUUUCCCACAUUUGGGGAAAUCACAGGGGUCAACACAUCUGCAGUACAAUGGAUAAGCUUGCUUUGGGAAAACCACCUUUGUGAUCAUGGUAUCUCCCCUGCCAGGAUUGCUCUUACAUCCUGAAAAACAAAAAAAGAAAGCAAUUGCCAAUGAUUCAUGUGACUGGCUGAGACUAAAUGUGUAGAAGGAAGAUUAAUGAUAUCUCAAGAAGGGUUUGCUUUUGACUAAAAGACAGUAAGAAGACAAAAUUUUUAAAAACACUACAUAAAAUAAUGGAUGACAGCUGAACUGAGUACUUCGUAACUGUGACUUUUAUGCAAGACCUCACCUUCAGCAUACCUCAACCAACAGACAUCAGUAGCACCUCCCCCUUAAAACUCCAGAUGGUGGCAUACUACAUACUACAUACAUACUUGAAGACAGAGAAUGCCAAAAGUGUGAAAUAAAUGUGAGGUAAAAGAAAAAGUGGAUGUCAGGGAAGAUGGUAGAGUAGGAAGCAGCAAGGUUCUAUCUAUCCACCUAGACAAGUGAGCUGUCAGAAUCUGUCUGAUACAACUAUUUUAAAACUUUGGAAACUAUUUGAAGGCUUGCAGCUUCUAGGGGAAGGCCUGGCCAGUAAAGUGAAAUUAAUUUCAGUUGGCAGCAGCUACCCAUGUCUAAUCCUUUAAACUCAAGGCUUGCAGCUGUAGUAGCCUCCCUAGAGUGGCCUUUGGUGGCCAAAGUGGCAAUAAAGACCUUGCUCUCUAAAUAAUGGA